AUUCUCAGCUCGGUGUCCUUGUCGAUGUACAACAAAUUUCAAUGUUGUUGUGUUUGUAGUACAGCGGUAACGUUGUGGUCGGUCAGACGCUCAACGUUCCCUCAAUCUCAUGUUGAAUCUUCCGAUGAUGUCCUGGGGUGGUAAUUGCUGACUGGUGAGGUCCUGUUGUGAUCGGUGAUAAUGGCAGUGAAUGGGAUCCCGGCGAUAACACUGGUUUUAUUGUCCUUGACGCUUCCCAUCAUUGCCCACACAGACUACCAUUACAGACCCACUUCAAGAUCAUUCUCCCGCCCCUACACCAGCGAUGCAUCACCCCGCAACCAAUACUCAGGAAGCUUAAACCCAACCCACGCCCAUAUGGACACCAGAAGUACAAGCAGCAAGCAACGAGCCCACGUCGACGACGGCACCAUCGUCUACCCCGACACCCCCAGCUGCGCCUACGGCCUCUGUUUCAACGUCGCCGGCUACCCAAAAGAGCAAAUCCAAAGAAUACUCAGUCGAUCUCAGUUCAUGAACAGCUACUUCGAAGUCAGCGAAGAACCCGUCAUCAUCGACAACAGGUUCAACACCGACGAGAUGUCGCUGUGCGAGACCAAGGUGCACACCAUCUACCCCGAGAAGGCCAACAACACGCAGAAGAUCGAGAGGGUCAUCGUGAACGUCGAGGGGCACAAGCAGGGGAUCGUGUUCGAGACUUGCGUUUUCAGGGAUAACGGGAAGUGUAAGUUCAGCAGCAAUUUCCCGACGGGGUACACGUCGUAUUGUAAGCAGAAGUACAUCCACAAGAGGUUGAUGGUGCUGGGGGAUAACGACAAGUUUGUGUUCGACUCGUUCGAAGUGCCGUCGUGUUGCGUGUGUACCGUGAGCAGAAGUGACUGAAGACUGCCUGUUUUGUAGUGUACAGAGUGUUUUGUCACAUUGUAUUAUAUUUAGGGAUAUUUAUGUAAUGCUAGAGAUACGUUUCACUUGCACGCUUGAUUUUCAACUGCAUGAUUAUUAUUAUUUUUAAUUAGAGUGACUUUUGUGCCGCGGAUUAUGCAUGGAAGUUUAAUAAAUGAAUCAUAACUUUGUGAAAUGAUAUUGAUUUAUAUGCAGUAUUUAUCACACAAGUAAAAAAUAAACGUCUAAAAUAAA
Zophobas morio is the source of this 1137-nucleotide messenger RNA. RefSeq names its product protein spaetzle-like. The record is from RefSeq and is a predicted model, not a curated record. Gene Ontology annotation, molecular function: Toll binding; growth factor activity. Gene Ontology annotation, cellular component: extracellular region. NCBI's taxonomy places the organism in Eukaryota, Metazoa, Arthropoda, Insecta, Coleoptera, Tenebrionidae. The transcript has 4 exons. Bases 181 to 882 code for a protein of 233 amino acids. Gene Ontology annotation, biological process: innate immune response; central nervous system formation.